AUGUUGUCCAAAUGUUUUGGCCUCCAUCUCCAUCUCCAUCCCCACCCCCACCUCUCUUCCACCUCUUCAAUCACCAAAAACUCGAGACUUUUUCUAUCCUCAACUACAAAACUAAAUGCAACACAUAGCCGAAACCAAAUUCACUCUUCCCUUCCGGCAAGAAAAUACUCCAGGUUGACUCCAAUGGCAUCAAGCCAAUCAUCAAAAAACGAUCAAUUUGAGCCCGAUCCAACACUCACCAAUGAUGAUCUCAGACCAACAACACAUGCUGAACGGACAUAUUCCGGCUGGGAACUGGCUAGUCUAUGGAUCGGUCUUGUUGUAGGUGUGCCAACAUAUUACUUGGCAGGUAGUCUUGUUGACCUUGGCAUGGCAUGGUGGCAAGGAAUUGCGACAGUUGUUGCUGCCAACAUAAUCCUGUUAGUCCCAUUAAUCCUUACAGGUCAUCCAGGCACUCAUUACGGCAUCUCUUUCCCGGUCUUGGCAAGAUCUUCUUUUGGAAUUCGAGGUGCACAUAUUCCUACUCUACUUAGAGCAUUGGUUGGCUGUGGCUGGUAUGGUAUUGAGACUUGGAUUGGUGGUCAGGCAAUUUUCAUUCUUCUACCAAAAUUUAUUAAAGAAUAUUCUUCAUUUUCUCAGUUUUUACCUUGGCUUGGCACUUCUCGGUUGGAAUUUGCUUGCUUUAUUGUUUUCUGGGUAGCACAAAUGACUAUAGUUUGGAAGGGGAUGGAAGGAAUUAGAGAGCUUGAGAAGUACUCAGCUCCCAUUUUAAUCACACUCACUUCUUGUUUACUCAUAUGGGCUUAUGUGAAAGCUGGUGGUUUUGGUCACAUGCUCUCUUUGUCCUCUAGGUUGUCUUCAUCUGAGUUUUGGGCUCUGUUUUUUCCUUCGCUUACCGCAAAUAUAAGUUUUUGGGCUACGCUUGCACUUAACAUACCAGAUUUUACACGAUAUGCCAGGAGCCAAACUGAUCAGAUUAUUGGCCAUGCUGGUCUUCCAAUUUUCAUGGGGGCAUUUACGUUUGUUGGCUUAGCAGUAACCUCAUCCACCAGAGUGAUUUUUGGUCAUGUGAUAUCUAGUCCAAUUAAACUCCUUGAGCAAAUUGGAGGGCUCACAACAAUGAUCUUAGCUAUCAUUGGAAUUAGCCUAGCCACCAUCACAACAAACAUUGCUGCCAAUGUUGUAGCACCAGCCAAUGCACUUGUAAAUCUUAGCCCUUCAAAGUUCACAUUUAGGAGAGGAGCUCUUUUGACUGCGUUACUUUGUAUUGCUUUUCAACCUUGGAGGCUUCUACAAUCAAGCGAGAGCUUUGUAUAUACUUGGCUAGUUGGCUACUCAGCCCUCUUGGGUCCUAUAGGAGGCAUAGUUCUAGCAGAUUAUUAUCUUAUUCGAAAGACUGAUUUAAGUGUGAAGGACUUAUAUUCUUCAAGUCCUUAUGGGGCAUACUAUUAUUCAGGGGGUUAUAAUUUGGCAGCAAUGGCUGCUCUUAUUAUUGGGAUUUUGCCAGUAAUACCAGGUUUACUGCAAAAGGUAGGGCUUUUUUCUGCUAUUCCAGAAACUUUCUUGGUCAUCUACAAUAAUGCUUGGUUUUUUAGCUUUUUCUUGUCAGGUUUUCUGUAUUGGUCUGUUUCGAUUCUAACAGGAAACCAGAAGAAGUCACUGCCUAGAGAUCCCCUCUUGCCUAGCGAAACUUGA
Dovyalis caffra is the source of this 1695-nucleotide messenger RNA. The record is from the annotation of a GenBank genome assembly. NCBI's taxonomy places the organism in Eukaryota, Viridiplantae, Streptophyta, Magnoliopsida, Malpighiales, Salicaceae.